Messenger RNA from Fimicolochytrium jonesii, 1868 nucleotides. Its product is annotated as DNA/pantothenate metabolism flavoprotein. The transcript has 6 exons. Bases 169 to 1686 code for a protein of 505 amino acids. Gene Ontology annotation, cellular component: cytoplasm; nucleus. Gene Ontology annotation, molecular function: phosphopantothenate--cysteine ligase activity. The record is from RefSeq and is a predicted model, not a curated record. Gene Ontology annotation, biological process: coenzyme A biosynthetic process. Lineage: Eukaryota; Fungi; Chytridiomycota; Chytridiomycetes; Spizellomycetales; Powellomycetaceae.
GAAGCACGACGCUGCACUUCCAGAUCACCAGGAUGAAGGACGAUGCUCUCUUUGUGUGGGCGGGAGUGGACACGCCUGUUCCGGCGCACAGGAGGGGCGAGGAGGGUGAGGUGGCGCCGGAUACUAUGGGAAAGUUGAGUGGGUUGGCUGUCGCCAUGCCGACGCGAUAUGACGGCGGCAUCGACGACGUUGUUGGCUACAACGGGUGGAGACGACCCGAAUGAGCGCCUUGCAAAGCGUCUUGCAACGAAACACGGCAUCCAGAUCUUUAUUUCUAUGGAUAUCCCACCACCUUCAGCGAGCAGCGUAAUGGGUGGGGAUGAAGUGGAAGCCACCCAACAGCUGGUUGAACAGCGGAUUGCCGCCCUCGUUAGGGAUCUGAUUGCCUCCCCCAAACUGGCGCACUUCUCGGAUACGACUGCGCCGUCGGAAGCAAAUCCGUCACCACCAGGCCCAGGUGCGGCGCCGUCUGAUGGACAGUCUCAACAAAACACGGCACCGUCACGCGAUACCAACGGCAGUAGUUCGUCAUCACCACAUGAACCUUCGUCGACCGGCACAACACCACCUUCCUCAUCCGCAUCGAAAGACUGGGAGUCCUUCUUUCGCGAGACCCCACCGCCAGCCGGCAUCGAAGAAGCCGGCCAACGCGUCGACGCCUUCGUAGCUUUGCACGCCGCGGCCAACCGACGCGUCGUUCUCGUCACCUCCGGUGGUACCACGGUCCCGCUCGAGCGCAACACCGUGCGGUUCAUCGAUAACUUCAGUGCGGGCACACGGGGCGCGACGUCGGCGGAGUACUUCAUUGAGGCGGGUUAUGCGGUGAUCUUUAUGCAUCGCCAGUUCUCCUUGCAGCCGUAUAGUCGGCAUUAUUCGCAUACUACGAACUGCUUUCUGGAUUACAUGAAGGUUUUGCCCGACGGUUCAUUGACCGUCGAAAGCAAAUACACCGACCACAUGCGCACCGUCCUCUCCGACUACAACCACGCCAAACAAGACCACCUCCUCAUCAUGGAGCCCUUCGUAACCGUCGAAGACUACCUCUUUCUCCUCCGGCGCUUCACGACCUCCAUGUCGCGGCACCUGCGCCACAACGCCAUGUACUACCUCGCUGCGGCCGUGUCGGAUUUCUUUGUGCCGGCUGGCAAGCUGGCGGAACAUAAGAUUCAGAGCAGUGGCGGUGAGCUGAAUCUAAAGUUGGACCAGGUGCCGAAGAUUAUCUUUCCGUUGGUGGAUCGGUGGGCUGAGAAAGGGUUUAUUAUCUCUUUUAAGCUCGAAACCGAUCCCUCAAUCCUCGACUCCAAAUCCCGCCGCGCCCUCGCGACCUACCACCACCAACUCGUCAUCGGCAACAUCCUCGCAACACGCAAAAAGACCGUUUCGAUCGUCUCUGCCAACGCGCGGCAAUCACAAACACCCGCAUCGACGAGUUCGGCGGAGCAGCAAUUAGAAACGACGACGACGGAGAUCACGCUCACACAGGCAGAACUGGACGCACAUGUGGAGAUUGAGAGCCGGAUCGUGCCGUUGGUUGUGCAGCGGCAUGGAGAGUGGAUUGACGAGCAGACUAGGUCACAUGCUCGGUUGCGGGUGCAAACUCAUCAGACACUGCGCAUUGCUGGAGUAUCAUUCGAAGGGUGGAGAAUGCAUCGACUGGUCAAGGCUCACAGCUUUGCAACACCUUGAUGCAUCAGCUGCCAAAUAGGUUGCAUUGGCAAUGCCUAUCAAUCCGGGAGAAGGCAGUCAAGGUAGCAACUGCCAACACUGCUGACACGCUGGACGAAUUUGCACCCAAUCCCACACGCAACAAGAGUGUUACGCCAAGAAGCACUUUUCUCCACAAAGAAGAAUGCUUUGGAGCUCUGUCA